Penicillium argentinense is the source of this 1992-nucleotide messenger RNA. RefSeq names its product putative MFS transporter. Gene Ontology annotation, molecular function: transmembrane transporter activity. Gene Ontology annotation, biological process: transmembrane transport. The transcript is spliced from 2 exons. The coding region runs from base 1 to 1992 and encodes 663 amino acids. The record is from RefSeq and is a predicted model, not a curated record. NCBI's taxonomy places the organism in Eukaryota, Fungi, Ascomycota, Eurotiomycetes, Eurotiales, Aspergillaceae.
AUGCCUGCCAGGUCCCAGCACCAACCCCAUAAAACGAACAAUGCCCGCCACGCGCGUACGACUUCCUGGUCGAGUGGCUAUAACCAUCUAACCCAGGGAUCCGGCAACGUGGGCGAAUCGUCCGACUCUCAACCCCCUCGCCGCCGCCGCGAGUCCAACAUCUCCCUCGCCAGCGUCGACGAGGCCCCCUCCACUCCUGACUCCUCCGGCCCCGAUGCCCCCGACAUGAUCAGGAAUACCUCCAUGGAUCUGGACGUCCGCAAGAGCGCGCACCAUGUGCGCUCCCGCUCCCAGAGCCAGGCGCAGGUCGUGGCUCUGCAGGAGUCGGAAAUCCCGGCUCAUCCUCCCGUCCACGCUCGUCCCGCCCCCGUCACCUGGAUGUCCUUGCCGCGGAAGGGUCAAUUGGCUCUGCUCGGUCUCUGCCGCGUCUUCGACUUCCUCCAGAUCGCCUCGCUGCAGGCCUACAUGUUCUACCAGCUGAAAUCCUUCGACGAGAACCUCUCCGAUUCUGACGUCGCGACCCAGGCCGGUAUCCUCCAGGGCGCCUUUACCGCCGCCCAGUUCGCGACGGCCAUUCCCUGGGGUCGCGUGGCCGAUGCCGAAUGGGGUGGUCGCCGCUUUGUGCUGCUGGUCGGCCUGGUGGGAACCGCCGUCUCGUGUCUGGGUGUGGCCUUUUCGACCUCCUUUGCGCAGGCCGUCUUUUGGCGGUCGUUUGGUGGCGCCAUUAAUGGUACCGUCGGUAUUAUUCGGACAAUGAUUGCGGAAAACGUGAAGGAAAAGAAAUACCACUCGCGUGCGUUCUUGAUUCUGCCUAUUGGCUUCAACGUCGCUUCUCUGUUCGGACCUGUAAUGGGUGGUAUGCUGGCCGAUCCCGUCAAGAGCUACCCACGCUUAUUCGGCCCCAACUCCUCCUUUGGCGGCGAGAAUGGCGUGCAAUGGCUUGAGAAGUACCCGUACUCUCUGCCCAUGCUAGCCAACUUCUUCUUCCUGGGCACCUGCGCGUGCUUGGUUGGCUAUGGCCUGGAGGAGACCCUUCUUGCUUGCAAGGGCAAGCCGGGCAUUGGCUCAUUUAUCAUGAAGUUCAGCGCGCGCACCGUGCGAAGCGUUGUCGGAACGUCCUCGCCCAUCUACUCGAGACUUCCGUUCCGCGACUACGACGAGGAUGGCCCUCUGCUCAGCAGUACUCUGGACCGCUCCGAAAGCUACGAGCUCGAGGAGAAGGCUCGCCCCGUCCGUGUCAAGCGCGUUUUGCCGUUCCGCAGAAUCUGGACCAAGAACGUCUGGUGCACGCUUCUGGCCCAGGCUUUCUUCGAUUUCCAGAUGGGUGCUUUCAACAACCUUUGGCUGCUUUUCUUGUCUACCCCCAGAUACGAUCCCAAUGACCCCGCUGCCCCGGUCCAAAACCUUCCCUUCAGCUUCACCGGUGGUCUGGGCAUGCUUCCUCAGAGUGUUGGUUUCGCGACCGCCAUUCUGGGUGUCAUUGGCAUGUUCCUUCAGUUCACCAUCUACCCCUCCAUCAACGGACGACUGGGCACAGCCAAGAGCUACCAGUACUUUCUCUCUCUCUUCCCGCUGGCAUAUGCUCUGGCACCCUAUAUCUCGCUGGCUCCGUCUACCAUCCCGCCACCUGGACAGGCCAACGGCCCUUGGGUUUGGUUGUGGAUUAUUAUUGUCCUCUUCCUGCAGGUGACGGCCCGAACCUUCACCCUCCCGACCUCAAUUAUCCUCUUGAACAACUGCUCUCCGCAUCCCUCCGUCCUCGGCACGAUCCACGGUAUCGGACAGUCUGUCUCGUCAGCUUUCCGAACCAUUGGCCCCAUUUUCUCAGGCGCCUGGUAUGGUUACGGUCUGGACAUUGGCAUGGUCGGCUUCGCCUGGUGGCUUGUUGCCCUGGUGUCCGUCUUUGGCUGUGCCGCUGCCGUCUUUGUGUACGAGGGCUCUGGUCAUGAGGUCCUUCUUCCUGGAGAGGAGGACGAGUACCAAGAGCACUGA